AUGCUCUUUUUCUCGAAAGUCCUGUCGUCGGCUGUGUUUUCAAGCAACUAUGACCAGUCUGGGUUACCCAUCCUUUUGGCCUUUGGCAUUGCGACAUUCCUUCGACAGAUGGAGGAAUUUACCCUCAACGGGGAGAGGCAUAUACUCUUGGUGGUUCGGUCAACCUUGUCGCUGAGAGGUCAUGCUGCCCCAAUUGCAGGAACUGACUCUGCCGGUGCUCAGCUAGAGUCGGAUACAGAUGCAACGGCAAGUAUCCCCAUUGUUGCCCCUAGACUUCCUCUAUUACAAACGAAGAUGGUGUAUAAUCAUUUCGAUCGUUGGUGCUUGUUUGGGAAUCGCGUCGCUCUUCAUCAUUCUGUUCCCGUGCUCCGCACAACUGUUCAGGCGGCAAUACCGUUCCCUUCAAAUACGUCGCGUUGUAUUGUGAUCGUAUCUGUUGACCGUUGGUUUCAGGUAUCUCAUACUGGUAUUUUCUCCGCCGCAGCGGUCUUCUCGCAGCCAGUAAACGUGAGCUGGAUGAAUGGCAGUGUUGAAGUACCUCUCGGCUAUAUGUCGCUUUCGAUCCUGUAUGCUUCCAAUAAACGGGCAACGAUCAAUGAUACCACGACCUUCUACAUCGCGGAUCAAAACGCCUUCGGCCGCUUCACGAGCUCAAUGAUUACUUCACAAAAUUUUACUUGGAAAUUACAGAGUUCCAAUCUGAAUGUCCAGGCGAUGAAGUUCCCCACCCCGCAUGGUAUUUCAUUCAAUAAAGUGGCGACCAUCAAUGGCGCGAAUGAUUUUGACGGCAAUGUCAUUCUCGAGGACAUGCAAUUACCCAGCGACAAUCCUGGGGGAGGUAUUGAUUUUGUGGCGGUUACGCAGUUGAACAAUACAAGCCCUUUCGCACUGGAGCUGGGAACAGUAGUUUUUGACCUUGCGUCUACCAAAAUGUUUAUCUUGGUACUGGAACGGGGUUCAAUACCAAUAUUAUCUAUCAACUUGCUUCAGGUCCCUGGUCGUAAUAACAUCACGUUGAACGGUAUUUUGGUACCCCAGACGACGCCUGCUAACCUUGCGACGGUCUCGCAGCUUUUCACCAAUCACAUCAAUUUCGAAAGUUCGCCUGUCAUUGCAGGUUUGGAAAGCCUUCAGUUCACGGUGCCCUUCAAGUCAACCACACCGAUCAACCCAAUUCGGUCUAUCCAGAUAGGGAGCAUGGCGCUUGCAUUCACUUCAGAGACGACAUGGACCCCGCGAACGGACAGUAACUCAAUUCGCGCGACGAUGCGUCAAUUGUGUGAAAGCGGUGUUGUCAUCAUAUUUGACUUGAGCGCAACAGGGUUGCCUUUUGGGUUUGGCUUGUCUAUCGACCAGAUGCAGAAUGAGCUCAUAAUUGUCAAAAACGUAACCAUCUUGCCGCGCAGCGCCUGGGUGCACCAACGUCUUCAAAUCACUGUGCCGAGCCCGACAGACACCGAGGGCACCAUUAACAUCACCAUUUUAAACAGUGUUUUGAAUGCCGCAGAUCCAGAGCAUGAUUCUACCACGACUGACUUUCUGCUGGUUGGCAAUUCUCGCGCGGUCACGAACACGAGCAUCGGUCAAAUUACUCUCGACCCUAUCAAGGUCAACGGGUCGACCAGUCUCAAUGGCCUGCAAGGUCCGAAGGGGUAUACCACCAUUGGGGCUGUCGACCUUAUGGGAGGGACCCAGCAAGCCCUUAAUUUUAGCAUCGAUGAACUCCAGCUGCAACGCGGUGGUGCAAUCUUCGGAACGGCACUGAUGCCCAACUUAACAAUGAGCAUGGGGAAUAACUCGGUCCACAUCUGCUUUCGAUGUACGGCUGUCUACUGCCUCUGCCCACCACUUCUCAAUUCACCAUGUUUACAGCCUAACAACUCACCCGAAGGACUGCAAACACUCAGCAGUUUGUUGGCGGUCAAGGUAUAUCUUGAAUCUUUUCCUUCAAGAGAGGGAAUAAUUAGGUUGCCAGACGUGGAGCUUAAUAUCGUGGGCUACAGUGGGAGUACACAGGUCGCUUCUCUCCUGGAGGCCUUUGAAAGUAUGAACAUCACCGCCACGCUCCCUGGCCUCAACUCCAGUCUUUUGUCAACGGGUUCUUUGGAGAUCCUUCCUACCACUUUUGUUACAAACAACAUCAGUCAGGUCGCCGUAGCGCUCGUUAAUCCUUUCGCUGCAGGCUUCGACAUCACCAGUAUCUCAUCUAACGUCAUGUCGCAUGGCUUGUACCUUGGUUCCAUCAAUACUGCCACGAAUUUCAAGUCUGCAGGGAAAUCAACUGCGAAGUCUCCCGUUCUCGACAUGACCAUGAACUACGAUCCGCCAACGCUCUUCACACUGACUCGCGUGCUUGCCGUGCAGGCAGGUUUAGAUUCCACGCAACUGGAUGACAUUGUAGUUCUUGGGGAUUAUCACAGUACUGUUGCAGGGAACUACGCGACGACACUAGUACUCAGUUAUACUCAGACUGAUGUCCCUAUUUCUGCGGACAGCAGCCUCAACUUAAUCCUGCUCAUCUUGGCGAAACCUAUCGUCCAGAAGGUCCUCAAUUACGUGCUGACUAAGCUGUGGAAAGGGCCGAUAGGACCCUUGGUUAUGCCAAAUAACGAAUCGUUUGAAUCGGUCAUUUCUGGCGAUAACCUGACUGGUACGUUCAUGCUGGGUACAACUGCGUUGUCGCUUACGAGCAUUUGGCGGAUACAUAGUGCUCUUGGUAUCGAAGUAUCCGGCAUCUCUCUUCCUUCCAAAGCGGUCGCCUUGAAGGGCUUCCGAGUCAAUGGUCUUAAGAAUGGUGUGGUCAUCGAUUCCUUCGAUCUCCCAUUCAACGACCCUGCUGGCGGAAUCCAUUUGACGAUUAAUUCAGAGGUCAUCAAUCCUUCUCGAGUUGGCAUUGAACUCAGCUCCCUUGCGUUCAAUACCUAUUCCAACGGCAUUGAGAUAGCUCCGGUCUCUUCAACUUCGACUGUCACGCUAGCGCCCAAAUUAUACCUCAUCACUCGGAACUCUUUAGAAGGGUUCGCGACUGUUUCCGCUAUUUUCAACAACUACAUUCAUGGCAUGGACAGUCAGGUCACCGUUUAUGGCGCUGGUGCUGGCCCGAGCGAUAAUUUCAUAGCUGCUACGACGCUAGGAUCUUCGCAAGGGUUGGCGCUGUCGGGCACUGCGAACGCCGAUGCGUCUACGGCCGUUGGCAUGUUGUCUCUUGUGGACAUUGAAUUUUCUGUGCAAUCUACGAUCACGGGAUUGCAAGGGCUCAAGGUGAAACCUGCCUCUGUUGCCAAUCUGGACGUCAAUUACGGAUAUUCGGAUUACCUGUUGAUUACAGUGGACGCUUCACUUUUCAACCCGAGAAACCAAGUCAUUGGUUCUGCCGAUUUGGUGGGUAUUCAUGACUUCACUCCGUUUCGGCGUUUACCUUCCCAUCUGCAGAGCAACAUGAUCAUCCAGCCUGAGAACGCGGCCUAUCCUACUGACGUCCAUCGCUCCCCUCAAGGAGCUGCGCAAACAGCGGCAGCAAUGCUCGGGAACCACCUUCAGGGCGUCGAUUCGCAAACAACCAUCAUGGGGACCUCUAGUUCCACUUCGAUCGGCUCUUUGGAACCGGCUCUUGCGCAGAUCAAUUUGUCACCAGUGACUAUCCCGGCUUUGCACCAGAACCUCAUUGGCAGUGCUUCCCUUGGAUUUCCCACUGAUAUCGUUCAAACUGGUGUGGCGUCGACGACUUUCACUUUGGCAAAUCCGUUCACGGCCAGCAUCAAUCUGCUUGAAGUCACUGCAAUCGCGACCUACCACAACCUGACCCUUGGCGCUAUCAAUCAUGUUGACAUGUCUUCAAACCCAAUCCAUGCUAAUGGACAUUCCAAUAUUACGUCGCUUGUCCUUCCGUUCAACUUUAACCUCGACCCGUUGACCAUCAUUGGGUUGAUCACCACUUCCGCUCAAGAGCGCAACGUCGACCUUGGCCCUCUGACGAGAUUAUUCCGGCUAGUUAUUGAUAACCCGAGCUUCCACCCACCUGUGCGUUGA
Messenger RNA from Suillus subalutaceus, 4029 nucleotides. RefSeq lists its product as uncharacterized. The record is from RefSeq and is a predicted model, not a curated record. Lineage: Eukaryota; Fungi; Basidiomycota; Agaricomycetes; Boletales; Suillaceae. The transcript is spliced from 22 exons. Gene Ontology annotation, cellular component: fungal-type vacuole membrane. The coding region runs from base 1 to 4029 and encodes 1342 amino acids.